UUUCUGCAUUCCCAACGCCUUUAGAAGCUUCCUCGAGACACUCAACUUAACUACUUGUCUUCAUCUCGAAUCUGUCUUUCCUUAACUUUUACACUCUGUUUUGUAUUCUUUCCUUUUUCUCCGACACGUUUCCAAGUUUAGAGGAUAAACACAAAACAGUUCAAUGACUGACUCGCAGUUCUGUUCUUUUUACUGGUCAUUCUAAAAAUAGAUAAAACAAACACACAGUUGCACUGAAAUUCUGUUUCUUCAUCGUUACCUUUGUCUUAACACCACUCGUUACUCUGGUUUUAGCUGAAACAGAGAGAGAGAAAAUUAGUACCUUCAGUUAGUUACAAAAAAACCAACUUUUCUUCCUUCUUUCCCCUUUUGGAGAGAGACAAACAUUUCACAAGAUCGAGAUCCGAUCAAAGAUGAGUCUUUAUGUUGUUUGUCUUCGUCUUCUUGAUCGUUAACGCAAUGGCGUCUCCUCAGUUUGAGAUCGCCUCUUUGCGAUCUAACUUCGGAUGUAUCAUCCUCAGAGAUCGCAACCAAAGGCAGAACAACCACGACGCCGUUUUCAAAAAGAAUCCGAAAAAGAAGAACAAAAGCCGUCUUGGGUCGCCGGAGAAACCACGUACCGGCAAAGGAAACAACUUUUCCGACAGCACGAAGAGAAACGACAAACGUGGAGGAGCUUCUUCUCUUGUGCAGAUAUGGGAGGCGAGGCUGAACCGAUCCAGCGCCGGAAACUCAUCGCCGGUCCAUGGCCAAGCGACAGAGAGCGUUCAAGAAGAAACCAACCUUUCGGCUCCACCCAUCGACGGAGAGUCUGAAUCCGAGAACGAGUCUAAGAAUAAUGAUCCAACAGUGGAGGUUGAAUCCGGUGCUCUCGUUACGGUUUCUGAUCCCGGAGAGAGCAAAUGGGGCCGGGUCGCUGAGAUUAUCCGGAAACUGAAGCUAACCGCCGGCGAUAACGUCGGUGCCGCCGACGUGCUGAACGUUAAAACGCCGAAGCAGGAGAAAAGUAGUUUUCCGGUGGUUACUUGUUCGCCGCGGCUCCGAGGACGGCAAGCUUUCUCCGAUUUGCUUAUGCGUUUGGAACGCGACCGUCAUCGCGAAUUGGAGUCGCUUGCUGGACGCAACGCAGUUUCUAAAUUUACUCAACGCGGUCGCCUCCAGUCAAUGUUGAGGUUAAGGACUCUCAAACGCGGCCUAGUGAUUCAAGACCGUCAUCUUUCUAGCGCAAAAACACCUGAUCUGAGUCGCUUUGAAUUUGGUUCUACAGUUGUUAACCUAAGGGAAAGAUUCGGGGCAAACGCCACUUCUGAAGCAGAACGGAAGAAGAGACAAGAAACUACCUUAGAAAUAGAGAGAAGUACCGAGAGCAUGAAGCCAAAAGACACUACUAUUCUUCUAGAAACGUCUUCCACAGAGCGGUUAAGCCCUCGAAACCACAAGAUAGAGGAAGCAAACUCACGCAACAAAGAAACCGAAGCAAAGAUGAGUUACCGUCAGCUGCAAGAAACCACGGUACAAGAAGCUUUGAAAAGAAAAACUGAUAACACAAGCCCCCACACCAUCGUAACUCUUCAAGAACCGCGUACACUGGAGAAGGAAGUGGCGAACAUUGUGGAAAGCCGUACAUAUGGAACUCAUGAAACACCGUUCCUUGAGUCACAAGAAACGUCGUUUGUAUGGGAAUAUCAAGAAGAGUAUGAGGAUGAACAAUCUUAUUACGGAGAAAUGAGCAGCGACUGGUUUACUGAAAUAUCUCGGCCUCGGACUUACUGGGAAGAUCUGAGGAAAUCGCGCUACUUGGAAGUGAUGAACACUCGAUCUGACAAAGACGAUAUAUGCAGACUCCUUGAGAGAAGAACAGUAUCUGAUUUCCUCCAGAGCGAAUUGCGAGAGAAGAUCGAUAAGCUCAUGAUUUCCCGUGUUCAGACACAUCCGGUUCAGAGAAUCGAGGAAGCUGGUAAAGAGGAACAAGAAUGUGACAUAGGCCAAGGAGAAGAUGAAGACGACGAAGAAGUCAGAGAUGACUUGAGCCACACGUCAUCGCAGUUAUUUGCCCCAUCACCGGCAGGAUCAUGGAGUUCUCAGGACAUAGGAGUUUCUUCCACACCUGACUUAUCACCUCUGCACACUCCUCAGUCUACUGAGAUGGAGAUUAUAAGCGAAUUGAGAACACAGAUUCUACAGCUCCAGCUAGACAUGUCGGAGCUACGUGACUCUGUCAAAACGUGUUUGGACGUAAACGCUACCCUUCAAAAGUCAGUUCACCGCGAAAAUCCCCUGAAACGCAAAUGCUUCGUUUGUAACGAAUCGCAAGUUGAAACACUUCUAUACAGGUGCGGACACAUGUGCACAUGCCUAAGAUGCGCAAACGAACUACAAUGUAAUGGCGGGAAAUGCCCUAUUUGUCGUGCUAAGAUUCUAGACGUUGUUCGCGUCUUCCUCGAUUCAAGCACCUAAACAACUCAUGAAACCAACGGUUCAAAACGCUAACAAUACUUCACCUUAACCUUACACACGUUUGUUUGUUGUAUAACCCACCCUAUUUUUCUUCAUUUGUUUGCUUUUACGUUUGACUGGAGGGCGUUUGCAUUUUGGAUCUGCCUCAGAGAUUCAUAUCAACUCUUUUCUUGACGGUGAAGUUUUUUCUUCUUGUAAAGACACAUAUACCUUUUUACUUUCCUUCCAUCAAGUUUGUACGAUGUUGAAAGGUUUAGUAUUUACCGUUUAUAUUAUACGUUUUAUUAAUUAUGUACCAAUAUAAAAACAAUGAUGGGAAAAUU
This is a messenger RNA of Brassica oleracea var. oleracea, 2780 nucleotides long. RefSeq lists its product as uncharacterized. The record is from RefSeq and is a predicted model, not a curated record. NCBI's taxonomy places the organism in Eukaryota, Viridiplantae, Streptophyta, Magnoliopsida, Brassicales, Brassicaceae. The coding region runs from base 424 to 2457 and encodes 677 amino acids. The transcript is spliced from 6 exons.